UAUGGCAUUUUUAUAGCCGAUCCCGAUCCAAAGCAGUCCUUCUGGCUGGAAAGUUCCCGGCUUCUUUCCUACUAUCACCUUUAUGACGGGAUGGAUGUUGAAUACAAGUCGAAACUUCGUCGUCUUAUCGUCAGCACCAUGGAUGGCACGCGCAAAACGCUUCAAGUAGAUGAGAGCAAAACUAUAGCAGAUUUGAUGCUGGCGAUCUGCGGUAAAAUGGGGAUCACAAAUCAUGAAGAAUAUUCCCUCAUACACGAGAAGGCGCGAAUGCAAACUAUCCGGAAGGGCAAAACUCUACCGCGUGACUAUGAUCGCCUGGAAAAGCUAAAGCAAAAACUGCAUACCGACGACGAUUUAAACUGGCUUUCUCAUUCGAAGACGCUGCGACAGCAUGGAAUAGAAGAAACAGACAACCUCCUUCUUCAGCGCAAAUACUUUUUCUCUGAUCAGAAUGUUGAUGCGCGAGAUCCCGUCCAGUUGAACCUCCUGUAUCUACAGGUGACUAAUAUUUGCUAA
Dibothriocephalus latus is the source of this 516-nucleotide messenger RNA. The record is from the annotation of a GenBank genome assembly. NCBI's taxonomy places the organism in Eukaryota, Metazoa, Platyhelminthes, Cestoda, Diphyllobothriidea, Diphyllobothriidae.